CAAUCGUCGCGAUAUUAAUCCGUACAACUCCAACGAUCACCAAAAAAAAACAGGCAACAAAAGUUACGCUUUUAAAAAAACCUCCAACCAUGUCCUCAAACCAUACAUCACCAACCCCUCCCAAAUCUGCCUACACAUUCCCGCCCGAUCUCCUCAAAUACAACGUAUCUAUCACAGAAUACAUCGACUCCCAACCCGGUUUAAGUGCCUUGAUCGUCGGUACCGUCGUCUUCCACCCCGAAUCCUCGGACAGGCUGCUGCUCAUCCAACGCGCGGCGUCCGACUUUAUGCCGAACCUGUGGGAGACGCCCGGUGGCAUGGCCGAGGCGGACCGCGACCGCACCGUGCUCGACGCUGCCGUCCGUGAGCUGCACGAGGAGUCGGGACUGGAGACGGCUCACGUGCGUCGGCUGAUCGACCUGUACGAGUUCAAGGCUAGUGAUGGGCGCAUGUUCCACAAGCUUACUUUUGAGGUUGAGGUGCGGGGUGAUGGGGGUAAUCGGGGGCAGGAGGGCAGCGCGGCUUGCUGUCCUAGGGUGAAGCUUGACCCUGAAGAGCAUCAGGAUUUUGUAUGGGUCACCGAGCAAGAGUACCGCGCUGGGUGGGCGGGCGAAAGGAGGUUGGCAAUCACGCAUCCGAACCAAGAGCUCACGCUCGACCGCGCGUUUAAGGCGAGGAGAGAUGAGCAAAAGCCUAUCAACUGAGAUCAAUACCUUUUUUCGCGAUAAAUUUGAAAGUAUAAAUAUCUAACCUUUCCUGAAGCUUCA
Pyricularia oryzae 70-15 is the source of this 767-nucleotide messenger RNA. RefSeq lists its product as uncharacterized. The coding region runs from base 90 to 704 and encodes 204 amino acids. The transcript has a single exon. The record is from RefSeq and is a predicted model, not a curated record. Lineage: Eukaryota; Fungi; Ascomycota; Sordariomycetes; Magnaporthales; Pyriculariaceae.